GCCUGGCUGAGGAGGUGCAGGGCCUGGCCGAGAGGCUGAAGAAGGUGUCGGAGUACCAGAGCACUCUGCUCCGAGUCAACACGCAGCUGAACGCCUGGCUGUGGAACAUUGAGGAGCUGUCAAAACACCGCCGCCAGUCGCACCCGCAGCCUGUACCUUGACCUUCCCACCAGCAGGGGGCACAACCCUCUCUCCCGUCUGACCCCCGCUGUACAGUACAGGGUGCGGCGCUCGCUGCAGUACUAGGUCCGCCCUGCUCGUUGUUACUUGUCUGUAAAUAAAUUUGCAACUGCGUGUUUUGUGUUCACGAUAAAAUUGUGACAUUUGUCGGCUCGUGUUCUUCUUUGCCGGAACGGAAUGACUGUGAGGUGUUUGUGUGAGAAUGCAACUGCACUGCUUUUCCACACAUCGCCGACAGCACGACAAAUUACAACAUAUACAGCUGAAGAAGGCUCCACAGCCGAAAUGUCAUCUCUUUUCUUGUCCUUUCUGUGCAGAAUAAACCUUUACGUGGUCCUUUGAAUUACAAUAUAGCGAAGUAGACAGAGGCAGGGUAGGGAGCUGUACAUUGAACUUGGAAGUCUAAAAACAUAACUUUCGAGUUCGGUGUUUCUGCAGUCGUGCUACGCUCUUUUAGGUAGUGUUAAUACUAAUUUGAAUAUUUUAAAAUUAAUACUAAUUGUAACUUUGCCACUAGCGGUCGGUCCUGGAAGAAUCGUACUGUGCAGCAAUCGGAAAGUGAGGAGCUCGACAUGAGCUGUACUGUCUGACAGAUCCCGCAUAAUAAAGAGCACUUAAGCCCAAACCUCUUAUCUUCCUAAAUCAACCAUACCACAACAGUACAUUUGCAAAUUUACGGACACGUCCCGGCCUCUGAAAGUUCCGGCCCGAGUGAGCGUCACGUGUCUUCCUCCCGCUGCUGAUUGGCUGGCAGCGGGGAGGGAGGCGGGCUGAAACCUGCUUCUGGCCCGGAAGUGGAUGGUUGGCAUGGUAACGGUGCAACGCCAAAUCUUCAAGGCAUUUCGAGGGCUACAAUCAGGAUGGGAAAGAAGUUAGAGAAGGCUCCAAAAGAGAAGAUAGACAGAGGGCAUUCUGGGACAGAGGAAGAUUCCUCCAAGAGUACUGGACUAAAUAUUCUGGAGAAAUCUGCAGUACAAAGUAUAGAGGACUACCAGUGCACUGGCAAUCUUGAAGCCGAUUUCCCAGAGCUCUGUGCUCUUGUGGGCAUGAGGGAGAUCCCUCCUGUAACCCUGAGACCUCGGACAGGGGUCACGCCAACCACAGACAGAAGUAUUCUGGAUAACAGCCAAUCACAGCUGGAUGGAGGAGGCCCGCCUCCAGCCGAGCGCUUUUCCUGCUUGAAGCCCCGCCUGCAGGUGGAGCUGGAGGGCGAUGACCCCCGGAGCGUCCGAGAGGUCAGGGUCAGGGGGUGGAAGGUGGGCGAGCAGAUGGCCAGAGUCUUCAGCAGGAGUCUCCCCAACCUGAGCAACCUGCAGAGCUUACAUCUGUGGAGAGUGGGGCUCACCCAGCGAACUUUGACCUCCCUGCGCAACACGCUGUCUCUCUGCCUCAGCCUUAGGACAGUGCUUUUAGAGGGGACUCCCAUUCCUGAGCAGUGCUACCACAUCCUGAUUGCAGAGGACAGCAUGCUGGCUCACCUGUCUCUGCGCAAUAAUCAGAUAGACGAAGAAGGGGCUCGUCUGGUUGGCCAAGCCCUGUCCACACCCCGCUCGGCCAAUAAGAGCCUGCUGUCCCUCAACCUGGCUUUCAACCGCAUUGGAGACACUGGAGCACAGCACAUCGCCCAGGGCCUGCGUCUGAACCGCACGCUGCUGUGCCUCUCUCUGGCUCACAACCACAUUGGAGACCCGGGAGCCUCCGGCCUGGCGCAGCCCCGCCGUGCAGACUCCAAGGCAGACCGCCCACUCAGCUAUCCCAGCAGCACCUCGCUGGAGCGCGGCGUCAAGACCAGCAAGAGCGCCUCCAAGAGGAAGGAUAAGGACCCUCCCAAAAAGGAGGACAAACCCAGCGCCCUGGCCAAUCAGACCGCUGGGGGUGUGGCCACUGGGGGGCAGGGCGGGGCUACUGGGAAGAAGGAGGACACUAAAGUUGCCAAAAAAGGUAAUUUCCACAAACCCAAUGACAAGUCCGGCUCUGCGCAGAACAAGGUGGUGGAGACUCAGGAGGCGGUCUGCCCCCUGCUGGACACAGUGGAGCAUCGCGAGGGCUGUGUCUUCAUCCCUGGAAACCACACCCUCACCUCCCUCACCCUGUCAGGGAAUCGGCUGACGGAGUCGUGUCUGCCGGCGUUCCUCUCUGCUCUGGCCAGUCAGGGAGAAGCAGGGAGCACAGGGGGAACUGGUCUGCUCCGGCUGUCUCUCACGAGAAACCACUUCUCCCCAGACUGCGAGCCCUUCCUGAAGAUACAGGAAGUGAUGUCGAUCAGAGAUCCGCUCAACAAGAGCGUCCCCCAGCUGCCAGAGGAAGAGCAAGCCCAGCCAGUGUAGCAUUUCCGGAGGGACACAUUUACAGGGUGUGCAGCCCUGCCUCCUCUAACUUCACAAAGUCACGGUGUUCCCAUAAUAAGUCUAAUAACUUCUCAGCUUGUGAGAGGCAGUACUACUUUUUAUUUCUACAGAGAAGCUAUUUAGAAUAAGCUGUUUUCACAGUAAAAACUGUUUUAUUGACUCUUUACUUGGUAAACUCAGAUACAGGCUUACACUUUGUGAUAUUUUGCGCUGUGAAAUGUGAUGUAAGAAGCUGCAGGAAUAGAAGGUUUAAAAGGUGCUGCCCAACAGGAAUCAUUGUAAUUAAACUAUACAAUUGAAGACAG
Lepisosteus oculatus (spotted gar) is the source of this 2833-nucleotide messenger RNA. NCBI's taxonomy places the organism in Eukaryota, Metazoa, Chordata, Actinopteri, Semionotiformes, Lepisosteidae. The record is from RefSeq and is a predicted model, not a curated record.